Molecule: messenger RNA, 866 nt
Organism: Trametes versicolor FP-101664 SS1
Lineage: Eukaryota; Fungi; Basidiomycota; Agaricomycetes; Polyporales; Polyporaceae
Exons: 4
Coding region: 1-765 (254 amino acids)
Molecular function (GO): FMN binding; NAD(P)H dehydrogenase (quinone) activity
Source: RefSeq, a predicted model, not a curated record
AUGUGCUUCCCCGGAAAGCGUUUUAAGAAGAACCACUCAGACGACCCCGAAUCCGCCAAGGCCCCCGCCUCCGCUGCUCCCGCACCCACCACCACCCCCGCACCCCCCGCACCCGCGCCUGCGCCCGCUACCCAAACCGCACCCGAAAGCACCAUGUCCUCUCCUAAGGUUGCGAUCAUCAUCUACUCCCUCUACGGCCAUAUCGCCAAGUUGGCUGAGGGCGUAAAGGCUGGUAUCACGGCUGCCGGCGGUUCUGCCACCAUCUACCAGAUCGCGGAGACGCUCCCCGAGGAGGUCCUCGUGAAGAUGCACGCGCCGCCCAAGCCCGCGUACCCGAUCCUCGAGCCCACGGACCUGCCCCAGUUCGACGCGUUCAUCCUCGGCAUCCCCACCCGCUACGGCAACUUCCCCGCGCAGUGGAAGGCGUUCUGGGACGCCACCGGGGGCCUCUGGGGCUCCGGCGCGCUCACCGGCAAGUACGUGUCCGCGUUCGUGUCGAGCGCGUCCCCCGGCGGCGGCCAGGAGGCGACGAUCAUCGCCUCGCUCUCGACGUUCGUCCACCACGGCCUGAUCUUCGUGCCCCUCGGGUACGCGAAGGCGUUCGCGCAGCUCACGAACGUGUCUGAGGUCCGCGGUGGCUCUCCGUGGGGCGCUGGUACCUUCGCCGGCGGCGACGGCUCGCGCCAGCCUUCGGCACUCGAGCUCGAGGUUGCGGAGAUCCAGGGCAAGCACUUCUGGGAGACCGUCAGCAAGGUCAAGUUCUGAGUACGCACAUUGUUGUAACCAUGACCCGCUCUGGACGAUCCGCGCCAUGAGCGUGUGGUAGAAACGUUUGAACUGUACAAUAAAAUACCUUUACAUUCUCC